CAUGGCUCAUGCACCCUAACCAACUCAGCUGCCUGGAACGUUACUGUUGUGGACUAUCUCACCAUUUCAUCUUGAAUACAACAGGACACACACAUUCAGUCUUCAGGCGCUUGUUAGUAUGUAACCUAUUGAUCGCAUUUCGUUCCCUAAGGUAGUUUUGGUUUGCCAACCUUCGGUUUGUUCAACCCGGACAGUUUGAAGACAGCGCUACAGGACAUUGUCACAUAAAUUCUGUUCAUAAACGUCAAAGUCUGACUAUACAAACAGAGCGCAGGUCUUCAUUCACAUGUUGGAGAAUGAGGUGUUUUCAUUGUCUCAAACUAACUACAGUUACCGGCUAUUAGCCCGUGCUGUUCUGCGCUGAGAAUCUGUCGGGUUGUGGAAUGGGAAGUGAAAAACAUUCAAGGAUCUGACAUUUGUCAGCAUUCAUUUUCAUUUCAUUUUAUUAUUUCAUAAGAUUUUUCUCGUUGAAAAUAACUCUUCUGGCUGUACGAUAAAUCGCUUGGGAUGAAAGCGUUAUCGGACUGGACUAUUGACAGACAGCGAUCCUAUUAACCUGCCUCUGUCUUUCACAGAUUUUUAUCUUAGUCUGUUUCUUCUCAUAAUUUACAUGCAACUGUGACUCUUUGAAGGACUUCAUCAGUCCUUGCUUUGCGGUUGAAUUUACAGUCGUCACAUUUUGUAGAGUAAAAUAAGCUAAAAUAAGCGCAAUUGAAGUAGCUAUUUAAAGAGAAUACAUUUCACACGUGGGGAUAUUCAGUAAAAACUGACGUGAAGAACAGUUCGGCCUGAUUUCUGAAACUUUCAGAAAUGCCGCAGGUGGAAAUGUUUUAUUUGGUGUUUAUCAGCCUGUGGAUGUCUGUGUUGGGCCUGGAUCCGGCAUCUAAGGUUGUGGCGGAUCGCUAUGCUGUCUACUGGAACCGAACAAACCCAAGGUUCUACCGAGGAGACUACCACAUUGACGUAUGCAUUAAUGAUUAUUUGGACGUAUACUGUCCCCACUACAUUGACACAGUCCCUGAGGAGAGGACAGAGCGCUACGUCCUCUACAUGGUCAACUAUGAUGGCUACAGCUCGUGCGACCACACGGCCAAGGGUUUCAAACGCUGGGAGUGCAACCGGCCCCACUCGCCCAACGGGCCCCUGAAGUUCUCCGAGAAGUUUCAGCUCUUCACGCCAUUCUCAUUGGGUUUUGAAUUUAGGCCAGGCAGGGAAUACUACUAUAUCUCAUCAACAGUCAGUGAAAAUGGAAGACGGAGCUGCCUGCGGCUGAAAGUUUUCGUCAGACCUUCUAACAACUGCGAGAAAAGUCACGACCGUGUCAUCAAGAUCAAUGAUGGAGAUGUUAACUCGAUAGAAAAUAAUAAUGAUGGAACGAGCCAUGAAUCUGCUGAGCCUUCCCGAGGUGAUGUCAACUCAGUUGGGCGCAUUGAGACUGUAGGGCCCUUCUUGGCUUCAGUGCUGGUUCUUUUGGCUUCGCUCUCAUCUUUAUAGCAUCCUCUAUGUGUACAGUGACACAUAUGAAGCAUGACAGAGGACUCAUAAAUGAGCACUUUUAACAAAACAUAUGAGAUUCUCUCUGGACUGAAAAGUAGUUUCUCAUGCAAGAAGAUGCUACAAGUCUUUAUAAACGUUUCUCAUCACACAGCGAUAUGACUGGAUGGAUUUCAAUGAAAAAUUUGAGGCCCCACCCCACCGAAACCCUCUCUUGUACACACACACACACACACACAGACAAAAACACAUGCACACUAAAAUAGGUUUGUGUCCUCUGAAUGCCCCUAUGUAAUGUCAGAGAGGGCCUUGAAAUUGGGGGCAGAGAAAGAAAAAUGACUUUUCACAAAGACAGCUUUUAGUGUUACCAUACAGAAAAGAGAAGUUUUAUAACAGAGCAACCGAGGAAUCUUGUCAAUAAGAGGACUAAUUUUAUCUGAGGGAUACAGCUAUUUCGUCACUAUGGACUUAACUGUUGACUCUUCUAGAUAUCAAGGCACACUAUUAUUGUUGCCCAAUAGCAUCCCUACUAAAAAUGGGAGAGCAGGGAGCUUUUUAAUAUCUAAACCAGAGGAGUCCAUGGGGACUCUUGCUCAGGUGACCAGAAACAAUUUUUGAAGAGUUUUCGUAGAGAAAAAGAAAAAGAUAAGCACUCGUUUUGUACAUUGUGUACAGGUAUGGGACUGAAAGGCGGAUGUUGUGUUCUUGAAGUAAACUGCUCAAUUUAAGUGGAGCUGCCAAAAUGGAUGUUUUACUGAUAAAUUGUUUGAAUGAAUAUACUAAUUUGUUUGGUAACUCAUCUUUUUCUUAUUUAUUGUUCAGUCUUUGUGCUCUUGACACUUUGUUGUGCUACAUCAGCCAGGAUUCUGGAGGAAAGGAUCACAAAAUGCCUACCUGCAGCAGACUUUCAGUUAACUUAACUCUUUGUUUAGAUGAAUAAUAACAACUUUGCAGAAUAACUUCUGAUUAUGGGCUAAGUCAAUCCUUGAACUGACAUCGGGGAAAAACAACCUUAGACCGCUACCAUUUGCCAUCCAUAUCUUGGCCAUCAGGGGACAAGUCACACUUCACAGUAAUGGUAGUGCCCCCCUUAACGGGUCCACUAUCAUGGGGGUGAGGGGGGAAGCGGGAGAAAUGUUUUGCAUUCAGAUUUUGUAAAUGCUUCCUGUCUUUUUACCCUAAUCAAAAUAAUUAACAUUUUAAUUUGGUCUACCCUGAGCAGGCUGAAUUGUUAAUUUACACAUUAUGUAUCAAAAACAGUUUCAUUUUUGUAAGCAUGAAGUGAAGGUAAUUAAAUUAUUUUCUCAUAUCCUGAAAACGCAAUUCUUACGUGGACUUUCUUUUCACAAAAUGCAUUUCAACCAUGUGAUUUUUGUUUAUUUAUUAUUUUUAAUCCAGAAUUGUGCGAGCUAAAAAUUCAUCUGGGAACUACUAAAACAGUAGCAGAACGCUGACAGAACGUUGCUUCCACCCUGGUGGCAGCUGACACCCUGACGUGAUUUAAUAGGCUCUUUGAUGUUGUCCAAAGUGCCUGGCACGCAGACCACAUACUGUGAGGCCUCAUGUGGGUUAUUUCUGGAAUUAAAAAAUCGACUGCAGCAUGGGAGGAUCUCGGUGUCCAGUUCAGCCGUGGGCUAGCGUUACUCUCAUGAACUUGGCCUGACAUGGAGAAAGAUGAGGUCUCCUGCUGGGAUCAAAAGUAAUGGGUUUUACAGACACAAAAACAGGGUAAAAAUUUGCCCCAGUCCCUGGACUGUUUGUUUGAAUGGUUUUCAUGCACUGCAAGGGUCAUUGGUUAUGUUUUCCACUCACAUCUAUAUAUUGAUGGCAAUUGUCUCCACUGGAAAAGUCAUAAAUCACACAACGAUAGCAUUUGUUACAAUAUGUGGCUGUGUUUAAGCAGGGUUCUAUGAAGGAUCAUUUUGCUCACACAGACUAGCUAUUAUGGUUCUUUUUAAACAGGUGACACAGGAAGACAGGGGUCUUAUGGAUGCUAUGUAUCCGUAAGUUGUCUAGCAAACGAUGUGUAGAGAUUAAGAGAAUUAAGACAUAAAUGAGACAGUAAGAAAUAAUCUCGUCAAAAAACCAUGAUAUCAAAUACACUUUUUUUUAUGAACUACUAAUUUUCUGUCUAUAUAUUUGCAAGCAGAUUACUUUAGUGUUUUUACUUUAAUUCUGAGUAACAGUCAAAAGUUUGAAAGUUUGUUAGAACAACUAGGGGUGUGUGCUGUUACAUUCUGAGAAGCACCACUGUACUAUUACUACUUAAUCACAAUUGGAAACCCCUACGGAACAUUUUAAAGCCCCAAAUGCAUUGCUGCAACCAGAAGAAAUGUUGAUGUCCAUUUAUUGUCACAGGAACAAACCUAGAAGGACAUUUUUGUAGACUUAAUUCAGGAAACAGUAUUUUUGUAAUGACUGCCAUGUCUUUUCUUGUCCAUGUACUGUUUGUUUCAAUGUGGUUCCACAAUUUCCAUUGGUGACUAUGAAAUGGCUAUAUUUUCCAUUCAGCUCUUGUCUUACUGGGUUUUUCGUCAUAAGGCAUUUGUGUUACUAUAUUCUCUCAUUUAGGAAAAUCUCUCUUUUUAUUUUGUCCCAGAAUACUUCCUCAGUGUUAAUUUCCUAAUUAAUUGCACACCUGCUGUGUCAUACAGCUGUGAAGACUAUGACAUCUAAACCACCAAUUCCUUUAACUCAUUGGCUGUGUUGCCUGAAUAUUAGACAUUUGCUGUGACGUCUCUGAUGGUACAGUGCUGACUUACAUUAUGAUGUGACAUGUUUUUAUAUCUUCAAAUGCCAUUGUUUGUAAAUACACUUGCUGG
Messenger RNA from Myxocyprinus asiaticus (Chinese sucker), 4316 nucleotides. Its product is annotated as ephrin-A5-like. The record is from RefSeq and is a predicted model, not a curated record. Bases 811 to 1494 code for a protein of 227 amino acids. NCBI's taxonomy places the organism in Eukaryota, Metazoa, Chordata, Actinopteri, Cypriniformes, Catostomidae. Gene Ontology annotation, biological process: regulation of cell-cell adhesion; regulation of actin cytoskeleton organization; axon guidance. Gene Ontology annotation, molecular function: ephrin receptor binding. Gene Ontology annotation, cellular component: external side of plasma membrane; plasma membrane. The transcript has 5 exons.